Molecule: messenger RNA, 3681 nt
Organism: Cinclus cinclus
Lineage: Eukaryota; Metazoa; Chordata; Aves; Passeriformes; Cinclidae
Gene: RFFL
Product: ring finger and FYVE like domain containing E3 ubiquitin protein ligase
Exons: 8
Coding region: 210-1337 (375 amino acids)
Biological process (GO): proteasome-mediated ubiquitin-dependent protein catabolic process; negative regulation of extrinsic apoptotic signaling pathway via death domain receptors; protein K48-linked ubiquitination
Cellular component (GO): plasma membrane; cytoplasm
Molecular function (GO): ubiquitin protein ligase activity
Source: RefSeq, a predicted model, not a curated record
GUGAACUUCCCGGGCCAGGGAGUGCUUUGCAGGGGUGAGUAAGUGGAAUCUCUGUUUCACAGGUGGGGACAAUCCCGUCACUGCUGGGCUGAUGUCGGGACCAGGACUCACCUGCAUGCAAAGGUUUCUAAACCCCUGCUGCAGACGUGGUCUGAGAAGACUUUGGAACUGAGCAUUUUGCCCUGGACUGUGUUAGGAUUUUUGGUACUAUGUGGGCGAGCUGCUGUAACUGGUUCUGUGUGGAUGGCUCCCCCGAGGAGAUGCAGCCGCCGCCGGCAGCGCAAGCCCAGGCCUACUCCAACCCUGGCUACAGCUCCUUCCCCUCUCCCACUGCUUCUGAGCACAGCUGCAAAGCCUGUGGCAUGCACUUCGACAGCUCCUCCAGCAAGCACAUCUGCUUGGACUGUAAGAAGAACUUCUGCACGUCCUGCUCCAGCCAGCCCGAGGGUGGGCCCCUGCUCUGCCACCUCUGCCAGCGCUUCCGAGCCACGGCUUUUCAGCGGGAGGAGCUGAUCAAGAUGAAGGUGAAGGAUCUGCGAGAUUACUUGGCACUCCACGAGAUUUCCACAGAGUUCUGUCGGGAAAAGGAGGACCUGGUAUUCCUGAUCCUUGGCCAGCAGCCUGCAAUUACCCAGGAAGAUCAGAUAAGAACAAACGCAUUUAAUACCAAUGCCCGUGGACAGCAAGACUUUGUGAGUCACCCCCCAACCAACCUGGCCUCUCCUACCUCACACGAUGAGUCCUCAGUGUCUGCAGAUCCCAUCUCAAGCUCAGAAGCUCAGGAACACCAACAGGCCAAUGGUCAUGUGCCUCCAAGCCCAGCCUAUGGAACAGCAGCUGAGAAUGCAGCAGAAGAAGCAGCAGCAGAGGACGAGACACAGUCUAGUGACUCUGAGGAUAACCUGGUGCUGGGCAGGAAGGCCUCCCUGUCUGACCUGACGAGCAUCGGGGACAUCAACGCGCUCUCGGUGCGACAGCUCAAGGAAAUCCUCGCCCGCAACUUCGUCAACUACAAAGGCUGCUGUGAGAAGUGGGAGCUGCUGGAGAGGGUCACUCGCCUCUACAGAGAGAAGGAUCUUCAACAUCUAGCUUUUCAGAGUCUCACCAAAUCCCUCUCUUCUUCUGUUGCAGUUUUGGACACUGACGAUCAAACUGGUGCCGCUGGGCCCCCCAGCACCGAGGACAACCUGUGCAGGAUCUGCAUGGAUGCUCCCACCGACUGCGUGCUGCUGGAGUGCGGGCACAUGGUGACGUGCACCAAGUGCGGGAAGCGCAUGAGCGAGUGCCCCAUCUGCCGCCAGUACGUGAUCAGGGCCGUGCACGUCUUCAGGACCUAGAGGUGCUCUGGGCUCGGGGCUGCUGUGCCUUAAAGCCUCGGUGCUCUUAGGGAAAGGGCCAACAUCCCUGCCAGCAGUCACCUUGGAGGAUAGCACGGACCCUGCUGCGAGGGAGGGAAGGAGAAGCCUGGGGAAAGCUGCUCUGCUCAAGCCAUGCCCGACCCUGCUCGUCCCACAUCGUGCUUUACACCGCAGUGCCUGGACUCCUUGGAGCUCGUUGCCAGCAAUCAUUAAUCACCUCCAUCCCAGGAUCAUUUGAGGACAGAUGGAUGCCCAGCUUUCCGCCAGGACGAUCAGCUCCAGAGGCUUUGUGUAUUUUCCUCUGAAUAAUAAAAAUGAACUGGGGUCUCAAAAAGUGUCCUUUGUUUUGCUGCUCAGGCUACGCCCAGCAACAGCUUGAUUUUUGAAGAUGAAAAUGUCACCGUGCUUGUUAAUUUUACUUUUAUUUUUAAUUUAAUGUAAAAUUGUUAUGCUUGCAGGACAGGCGGACUGCACCUGCUUUCCCUAAUUCCAGCCUAGUGCAAUCGUGGAAAAAUGUGUAAGUUUGUAUCAAGGUUGUCUUUGUAUUAUUGACAAGUGUCAGGGAGGGAGGCUGGGAAGGCACAGCCUUGCCCUCAGUGCUGGGUUUUUGUUUCUGUGCCACAGGGAGGUUUCUGUUGUGAUUUUGUCAACUUUCCCUUCACAGUUCAUGCCGAGGUGGGGCUCAAACUGAACUGCCCUCACGUGCUGAGGGAGUUACCAACCCAAGGCUUGAGUGUUCCCCAGGGUUUAGUGAGGAGGCCACAGAGCUGCAGAGUAGCGAGGACUCCUCUGCUACACAAUCGUAUUUAAGUACGUGUGAUUUUUUUUUUUUUUUUUUUUUUUGAGAAGGGAAUCAUGGAAGAAAGCCUUUAUCUCCCUUAGAUCCGUGAGGGUUCUCCGCUGCAGAUCAGCUUUCCCCCAUCCUCCCCAGGGCUGUUUUACAGUUCUGUUACCUUCCACUGCUCAUCAAAAGCAAUUUUGUCCUCUCUGCUGGUGAGGGUGGGGAGAGAGGCUGUGGCUGACCCCUGGCAGCUCUCCUGGGCAGUGUGUUCAGCUGGAAGGGACUUGCUGGAGAGCUCUGGCAGUUCCUGCUGGAGGUGAUUGGAACUGCUGUAUUUUCCCCUCAAGCAUCCAGGUCAGCCACACUUCAGCCUCCUGCUGCCCCAAGUGUCCAUCACUGUGGACUUGUGCCUCAUUCCAGGGCAGCUGUGAGGCCGAGACCCCCCCUGCAGCUUUGCUGGCUGCUCUGGGGAGAGGGGGUGGCUCUGUGCUCCAGCCUGGCUGCCAGCAGAGAACAGCACAAAGCCCCUCACAGCUCCUGGGGCACUGGGCUGCAGCUGCAGGGACAGCACCAAAGCUCCUGUGCAGGGGCAGUGAUGUCAACAGGACGCUCAGCCUCUGGGUUCUGAACAGGGACACAUCCAGGAGCAGUAGCUCAGCUGCACGGAGUGCAGGGUCUGGGCUCUGGGAGCUGCAGCCAAAACAGCACCCGAGAUGAGAAAUCCAUGGCUCAGGUGGCAGCAGGAGAGAGCCAUGGAUUUCUCACUGAGGUGGUCUCACAACUCCACAAAACUGCAGCUGCUACAGUUCACUGAACUCAGCAUUCUGAGUUCUACCUCUGGCCCAGGUCAGGCUCUCCUCUAAUCUUUAAGGUUUAACAGAUCUGGGAUGAGAACAAACUGAACAAGUCAGUGCAUCGGGACAGAAAAAAAGGGCAGGUAAGAAGUGACUCUGUUUGCUCUGGAGAGGGCACAGGGACCUCAAAGAGCUGCAGGGAUACACAACAUUCAGAACAGCCUCAUGGAGGAAAUUCACUGUGAAAAUUCACAUUGUCAUAUUUUUCAGUAACUCAGGGCUGGGGGAAUUUAGCAGGAAGACGAUUCCCCUAUGGAUAGAUGUAUUUUUCCUUGUAGAGAGGGUAGGCUUAUUUUCUACAGCCGUUAAACCAAGCUGCAGCUCAAUGCCUGAAAUUUUAGGGAUGAGAUCUACCCCCUCUCUGACUCCAGAAUGUGCUUUGUGAAGGGAGGACUCUUCUUGUUUCCCUUGUAAAAAUGGAUUCUCUACUUAUGGAUACGAGUGAGUUUUUUUUAAAGGAAAAUCAAAACCUGGAGAAAACUGACUAAUGAUCCAAAGGAAUAUAAUGUUCUGAACUAAUAAAGUAAAUGGAAAUAUUUAUGUGGUUUAUGUACACUGUACAUUGUUUAAAGUUUUAAAAGUUAAUAUUCUACUUGAAAGGUCAUGUUAUUCACUAUUAAAUCCUCUGGUACUACGACAGUUAAACUUACUAGUUUUGGUACAGAAGUUUGGUUUAUAAUUUUAUAAU